GGAACUGUGAGAGGAGGAGAAGAGAAGAAAGGAUCAGAUUUGACUCACCAAAGAGAAAGACCAGACUCAGUGGAACCAGAGCCAGGGACGUCCAAACCCGCAAGACGACACCAGUGCUCCUACUGUGGAAAGGGUUGUAACCGGUUAUGGAACCUGAAACAACAUGAAAAAAUGCACACAGAGGAGAAGCCUUAUCACUGCUCCCAGUGUGGCAAGUGUUUUAACCAGUUAGGGAACCUGAAACUACAUGAGAGAAUACACACAGGGGAGAAGCCUUACCACUGCUCCCAGUGUGGCAAGUGUUUUAACCAGUUAGGGAACCUGAAACGGCAUGAGAGAAUUCACACAGGGGAGAAGCCUUACCACUGCUCCCAGUGUGGAAAGUGUUUUGAGCGGUUAGGGAACCUGCAACAACAUGAGAGAAUACACACAGAGGAGAAGCCUUAUCACUGCUCUCAGUGUGGCAAGUGUUUUAAUCAGUCAGGGAACCUGAAACAGCAUGAGAGAAUACACACGGAGAAGCCUUUUCACUGCUCCCAGUGUGGAAAGUGUUUCAACCGGUCAGUGAAGCUGAAACGGCAUGAGAGAAUUCACAAAAUAAUUCACAAAAGGGAGAAGCCUUACCACUGCUCCCAGUGUGGCAAGUGUUUUAGUCUGUUCGGGAACCUGAAACGGCAUGAGAGAAUACACACAGGGGAGAAGCCUUACCACUGCUCCCAGUGUGGCAAGUGUUUUAAUUAUUUAGGGAACCUGAAACGGCAUGAGAGAAUACACACAGGAGAUGCCUUACCAUUGCUCCCUGUGUGGAAAGUGUUUCAACCAGUUAGGGCACCUGAACGUUCAUGAGCUAAUACACACAGUUAAAUGUCUUUCGAGAAUCCACACAGGAGAGAGAAAUUACUUCUCUUAGCAUGUAUAUUGAUAUUGCACUUCUCAUUUUUCUUACAAUUCAUCAGAGAACAAACACAGUGCUCCCGUUGUCUUAUAUUGUUGACUGAUAAUGUGUUUACCUGUUUUUACCAGAUGAAAUUGCUUCUUCCAAUUAUUGAUAAACAUGUACAUGUUAAGAAAGGGACUGUUAGAACUGUUCCAUGGAUUGAUGAGGAAUUUAAAAACUGUAUGUUUGAAAGAGAUGGGGCAAAAGGAGUGGCGAAUAAGUCUGGCUGCACAUCUGGCUGGCUGUUUUAUGUACUGCAAAUUGAGAAAUGUGACCAAACUCAACAAAAAUAAUAAACUUAUUAAGAAGCCAAGAUCAAUGAUAUAAAGAAUGAUGGAAAAAAACAUCAUGAAAGAAAAGCAGUGCAAGUAUUGAAUGUUGUAAAGUUAGUGUGGGAGAGGUGGAACAAUUGGUAUCGAUCAAUAAUGACAAACCUCCUGGCAUUGACAACAGAUGGAAACUACUGAGGACAGUAGCUGACUCUAUAGCCACUCCUAUCUGUCAUAUUUUUAAUCUGAGCCUAGAGGGAAGUAUUUGUCCUCAGGCCUGGAGGGAAGCCAAAGUAAUUCCACUACCCAAGAGUGGUAAAGCGGCCUUUACUGGUUCUAAGCUCUUAACAAACUGUUGGGAAAAAUUGUGUUUUACCAAAUACACUGUUCAAAAAAAUAAAGGGAACACUAAAAUAACACAUCCUAGAUCUGAAUGAAUGAAAUAUUCUUAUUAAAUCAUUUUUUCUUUCCAUAGUUGAAUGU
Oncorhynchus mykiss (rainbow trout) is the source of this 1689-nucleotide messenger RNA. The record is from RefSeq and is a predicted model, not a curated record. Lineage: Eukaryota; Metazoa; Chordata; Actinopteri; Salmoniformes; Salmonidae.